Molecule: messenger RNA, 738 nt
Organism: Fraxinus pennsylvanica
Lineage: Eukaryota; Viridiplantae; Streptophyta; Magnoliopsida; Lamiales; Oleaceae
Source: the annotation of a GenBank genome assembly
AUGGUUAGGAAAGAACAAUUAAAACUUCGGUACCUUUCUGAUAAUAGUAAUCCAGUAGCGAUGAUCAUCUCCAUUUGCAGCAUUCCUUUGCCCCCAUGGGAGCUUGAAGAGAACAGCAAAAAUCCCGACCUUGUCUACACAGAUAGUUCAGGUUGUUGCAACCCAGAAUAUAUAUCACUGGGCUGCAACUCAUUGUCUGUUCUCAGAGGAAGAACACCAAUUCAGGCCUAUUCCGACUAUAUGAAGAUUUUCAGAGAAAGGUUCAAGGAUUAUAUGGAAAAGGUUAUAGUGGAGAUACAAGUGGGGAUGGGACCUUGUGGAGAGUUACGAUAUCCAUCCUAUCCGGAAAGCAACGGAACCUGGAGGCUUUCACGAAUUGGUGAAUUCCAGUGUUACGACAAGGUGUUGAAAACCUAUAGCAUUUCUAUGUAUAACACCGAAUUAACAGCAGGGUAUUACAAUACUAGGCACCAUGAUGGUUACCUACCAAUAGCUCAAAUGUUGGGUAAACACGGAGUUGUAUUCAAAUUUACAUGCAUGGAAAUGAGAGAUGGAGAACAACCAGAGCAUGAAAAGUGCUCGCCAGAAGGUCUAGUUCAGCAAGUUGAGAUGGCAACAAGAACUGCUGGAACAGAACUUGCCAGAGAAAAUUCACUGGAGAGGUAUGAUUCAGGAGCAUACUCACAAGUUUUGGUGACUAAGAGAUCGGAUUCUGGAAAUGGACAUUUACAUAUUUAA